UUGCGCUCAGCCACCCUUCGCUCUACCACAGCAAAAUCCCAAGCAGCGCAGCACUCCCACUCACCUGCUCCCGCAGCAGAAUCCUGAACCAGCAGGAACUCCGAGAGAAGGCAGAAAAGAGAAUACCCGUUUCUGAUUGGGCAGUUCGCGUUGUCCCGCCCACCCAUUCUACACGCCCCUGCGUUCCUGAGAGGUUGAGCUUGACUGUCCAUCUCAGGCGCAUCUGUCGAAGAUAUUGCCGUUCCUUUGACUGCGGCAUGCACAUGCGCCGUACCACUACCCAACUUCAAUUGCGCAUGCGUGGGUCCAGCUGGGCUCCUGCUCCGGGCUCGAGUCGGAAGCCGUGUUGCGCAUGGGUAUUUAAGCCACGCUCUGGAUUCUGACCAAUGUAAACUGUUUUGGGGGCUGAAUAGUUGAAAAGCAACUCGUACAUGAAAAUAUGUAAUGAAUCAGUUGGAGCUCAGCCGUUUACUGUGGUUGAUUGCUGGACAUUAAACCUUAGUUGCUGUUGAAUUGGAAGAAACAAGUUCAGAUGGGCACACAAUCAGUUCCUACAGACUAGGCUACAAAAUGGUACACUGGCAAAAGCAGAAAGACUAACAAAGCAUGCUGCAAUAGAUCUUCUGUUAUGGAAGGCAACAGCAGAAUUGAGUGCAUCUUUUUCAGUGAAUUUCACCCAACACUUGGACCUAAAAUAACAUACCAGGUCCCAGAAGAUUUCAUUUCCCGAGAGCUCUUUGAUACCGUUCAGGUAUACAUCAUCACCAAACCUGAACUGCAAAACAAGCUCAUUACAGUUACAGCUAUGGACAAAAAACUAAUUGGCUGCCCGGUUUGUAUUGAGCACAAGAAAUACAGCCGGAACGCUCUGCUCUUUAAUCUCGGCUUUGUUUGUGAUGCUGGAGCUAAAACCUGCGCCCUGGAACCCCUUGUGAAGAAACUGGCAGGUUAUCUCACCACUCUGGAGCUUGAGAGUGGCUUCAUCUCCAAUGAUGAGAGCAAGCAAAAGCUGAUACCCAUAAUGACCAUCUUGCUUGAAGAACUGAAUGCCACUGGCAAAUGCACUCUGCCAAUAGAUGAAUCAAACACCAUUCACCUGAAAGUGAUAGAGCAACGCCCAGAUCCCCCUAUUGUGCAGGAAUAUGAUGUUCCUGUUUUUACCCAAGAUAAGGAUGACUUCUUCAAUUCCCAGUGGGACCUCACCACUCAGCAGAUCCUGCCGUACAUUGAUGGAUUUCGGCACGUUCAGAAAAUCUCAGCUGAAGCAGAUGUGGAGCUAAAUUUGGUUCGAAUUGCCAUCCAGAAUCUGUUAUACUAUGGAAUAGUGACUCUUGUUUCCAUACUUCAGUAUUCAAACGUGUAUUGUACUACUCCCAGAGUUCAGGAUCUGGUAGAUGAUAAAUGUCUCCAAGAAGAUUGCCUUUCAUAUGUUACAAAGCCAGGUCACAAACGAGCAAGUCUGAGAGAUGUUUUCCAGCUGUACUGUGGACUGGCCCCUGGCACAACUGUUCGAGACCUUAUUUGUCGCUAUACAGUCCAACUCCAGAGAGUGGAUGAAAGGAAGCUCAUCCAGUUUGGUUUGAUGAAAGGUCUCAUUCAGCGGCUUCAGAAGUAUCCUGUGAAAAUUGCUCAGGAUGAAAGAAGUCACCCGGCACGACUCUACACAGGCUGCCAUAGCUAUGAUGAAAUCUGCUGUAAAACAGGCAUGAGUUAUCGGGAGUUAGAUGAGAGGCUGGAAAAUGAUCCCAAUAUAAUUGUUUGCUGGAAAUGAGCCUAUCCAAGAAAGCAGAUGUUUCUUCAUCAUGCCCUGUAAACAGUUGCUUGAGCCACCUUGGACUUUGAGAUGACUUGAGGAUCUCUUGGAGAGUAGCAUCACUCCUGUUUAUGAGAUUGCACAUUUUCAACUCAGCGUUGCUUGGAAAGGAUGAGUUAGGUGGACUUGGAUUGCUAACUGAGGACAAAGUAUGGAUCCCAUUUCUCCAUAAUAAUAUCUCAGCAGCUGUUUAUUUUUGAAACAGGAGAGGUGUAAGAAGAGGUUAACCACUCAUCCACCCAUCCAGUUCGUCAACAUGUGCCUUCCUAAUGCUACUUUUCUGCUACGAAAAUCUUUGGAGGGUUUCUAUUCACACAUUUGUUGUUUGUUCCUGAGUGUUGGAAAAUUCCAAUCUGUUGCUGUCUCCACCCUCUUUGCCUUUAGGUGGAUGCUCAUUUGCUAUCUGCAGAAGUGACUUCUGGAAACUAUUCCUUUUAAUGGGAAAGAUCAGAAUGGCCCAGCUUCUUUGAAACUUUUUACAGUGUUCACAGUCCAUCCUUACUUGUUUCCAGCCAAAGGAGUCCAUUCCAAUAUCUGCUGUUAUGAGCCUUGUAUUAGUACUGUGCUGAUGUCUGCAGUAAAGCACUGAAUGAAAAAAGUACCAUAAUAAAAUUGCACAAAUGAA
Molecule: messenger RNA, 2438 nt
Organism: Sphaerodactylus townsendi
Lineage: Eukaryota; Metazoa; Chordata; Lepidosauria; Squamata; Sphaerodactylidae
Gene: NPRL2
Product: NPR2 like, GATOR1 complex subunit
Exons: 14
Coding region: 629-1771 (380 amino acids)
Biological process (GO): cellular response to amino acid starvation; negative regulation of TORC1 signaling; positive regulation of autophagy
Cellular component (GO): GATOR1 complex; vacuolar membrane
Molecular function (GO): GTPase activator activity
Source: RefSeq, a predicted model, not a curated record